AUGGAGAAAGUCAAGAACUCAAAGGUCGCAUACUGGGCCGAUAAGCUCGCCGUGGAGAGCGAACCCAACCUCACCACAGCGCAGCUUAUGCUCUUCAACCACGAUUUGAAGCCUGUCGAGCCGGAGCGUCGUCAAUGGGGUGCUUGGAAUUUCGUGGGCUUUUGGGUCGCCGACUCCUUCAACAUCAACACCUGGAUGAUCUCGUCCGCAAACAUCGUUGACGGUCUUUCAUGGUGGCAAUCUUGGAUAUGUGUCUGGCUUGGCUACUCCAUCGCUGCCUGCUUUGUCUGCAUGACUGGCCGUAUCGGCGCAACAUACCACAUCUCUUUCCCCGUUGUCAACCGUUCAUCUUUCGGUAUCUGGGGAGCAUUAUGGCCCGUUUUCAACCGUGCAGCCAUGGCCAGUAUCUGGUACGGCGUACAAGCAUGGAUUGGCGGUACUUGUGUUCGCCUCAUGAUUCGCGCCAUCUGGAACAACUGGAGAGACUCUGAGGGCCCCGGUACAGGUGGCAUCACCAACGGCAUCCCCAGCUCCGGCACGACCACCGUCGCCUUUGUGUCCUUCUUCCUGUUUUGGGCUGGAUCGCUACCCUUCAUCUACCCGCCAGUACACAAGAUCCGCCACCUGUUUACCGUAAAGGCCUAUGUUGUUCCGACUGCUGGCGUCGCCUUCUUCAUCUGGGCCGUCGUUCGUGCGAAGGGAUUGGGCCCGAUUGUUCACCAACAAGGUACACUCAGCGGAUCUGCGCUUGGUUGGAUGAUGGUCCGCGGAAUCAUGAGUGCCAUUGCGAACUUCGCUACCUUGAUCGUCAAUGACCCUGAUUUCGCCCGUUUUGCGAAGAAGCCAUCGAACGCCUUCCUUCCGCAACUGCUCACUAUCCCCAUUGGAUUUGCCAUCACCUCGUUCAUCGGUAUCAUCGUCUCAUCGUCGUCCACUGUGAUUUUCGGCGAGGCUAUCUGGGAUCCUUUGAAGUUGCUCGAGUCUUUCCUGGAUGAGGGGGGCUCAGCGCAACGUUUCGGUGUCUUCUGCAUCGCCGCAGCCUUCGCGCUCGCCCAACUCGGAACCAACAUCGCAGCGAACUCCAUCAGUGCCGGAACUGACAUGACAGCACUUGCACCCCGAUGGAUCAGUAUCAGACGUGGUGGAUACAUCUGUGCGCUCGUCGGCCUCGUCAUGUGCCCAUGGAACCUCCUCUCCGACACCAACAACUUCACAACCUACCUCUCUGCCUACUCCGUCUUCCUUUCCUCCAUUGCGGGUGUCAUGAUCUGUGACUACUACAUCGUCCGAAAAGGCUACCUCCAGAUCAAGGACCUAUACUCUGGAAAGAAGACUGGUCCUUACUACUACACCCUUGGAUUCCACUGGCGCGGCUACGCAGCUUACAUUGCUGGUAUCCUCAUCAACGUCGUCGGGUUUGCAGGAGCUAUCGGUCGCGACGUACCCAUUGGUGCGAAGCGCAUCUAUGACCUCAACUUCUUUGCUGGCUUCUUGGUCGCAAGCAUUACAUACUGGGCGCUGUGCAAGAUCAGCCCUAUCCCGGCGACCAGCGACGUCUGGAUGGAAGUCGGCGACGAGAUCACGGACAUCAGUGUCGCCUACACCGAUAGCGAUGCUGAUCGUUACGAUGAAGAAAUCAUGCACGGAGCAGACGGAAAGGGGGUUGAAGCGUCGAAGAACUUUUAG
Molecule: messenger RNA, 1686 nt
Organism: Alternaria ethzedia
Lineage: Eukaryota; Fungi; Ascomycota; Dothideomycetes; Pleosporales; Pleosporaceae
Exons: 3
Coding region: 1-1686 (561 amino acids)
Biological process (GO): nucleobase transport; transmembrane transport
Cellular component (GO): plasma membrane
Molecular function (GO): nucleobase transmembrane transporter activity
Source: RefSeq, a predicted model, not a curated record